Molecule: messenger RNA, 1196 nt
Organism: Aspergillus caelatus
Lineage: Eukaryota; Fungi; Ascomycota; Eurotiomycetes; Eurotiales; Aspergillaceae
Product: chitin synthase export chaperone
Exons: 7
Coding region: 196-1092 (298 amino acids)
Biological process (GO): protein folding
Cellular component (GO): endoplasmic reticulum membrane
Source: RefSeq, a predicted model, not a curated record
AAUCAUCAGCAAUCAUACCGCUUGUUCUGCGCCUCAGAUCUGCGCCGGACCGAUCGUAACGGUCCUCAGCGGGUCCGAGGAAAUCGACCAAUUUAAGCCCCAGCACUACCACGCCACCAGCACCACACCGCGCCCACUUUCUCUUGCUUUCCUACAUAUCUCGCAUGAUCUCUCGUUUAAGCGUUUAUCAAAAUUAUGGGCUCGACGCAAUUUGGGAAGUUCCACGACUUCUGUCGAGAUUCUACAUUACCAGUCUGCAACCUUUUCGUUGACAAAAACCAACCCCCUAACAAUGCAUUCGGCGGUUGCCCGCUCACGGGUAUUACGCUUAGUGGUAAUCGAAAUCUGGGAAAUCUAGGCUCUAUCUUACUUGCCUUCAUUGCCAUCCUAACAUCGUUUUUGCUGCUAUGGAGGUCUGAGCGAAAACAGGCAGCAGUGGGGAGAAGAGAGAUACAACUGUUCUUGCUCGGCUUCAUAGUUAUCGAAAUCUGCGAAAUUUUUAGCGUUGGUGCUUUCCCUCUGGACGCAGCGGUCCGGAAAGGAUUUUCUGCAGCGCACAUCGCCGCGAUCACCGCUACAUGUUGGGUGCUAUUGUUGAACGCCUUGGUGGGCUACCAAUUUCUCGAUGAUGGCACGCCUGCGUCGCUCGGUCUCAUCUCAGCGUCCGCUUUGGUAUUCUUCAUUGGCACUGGCUAUAUUGCUUUGGAUACAGGAUUCAACUGGACCGGCGAGUUCAAGCCUGACCCGUCAACCGAGUACCGAAACAUUGCUCUCUAUGUGCUCUACCAACUUUUCCCACUCGUUUGUCUGGUGGUAUUCUUCGUUUUGGAGGCCGUGUUGGUGAUCCGGAUACUAGGCGAGUCCCGUCCAAUGCUUUACUUAUCUGGUGCUGGCUUGCUCUUCGCUAUCGGCCAGAUUUUCGAAUAUGUCAUCAGCACCCACCUCUGUCAGGCCACGAACGGGAAGAUCAACGGUGCAUUGUUCGAGACUCUGUUCACCCUCCUAUCAGUAGUUAUGAUAUGGGUCUUUUGGAGCAGUAUCACCGAAGACGACUGGCCCAUGCCAACGGGACCACCCGGCGGAUACAACUAGACGAUUCAUCUACUUGUUCGUUCCCUACUUCAGACCAAGCUUUCGUCUUACCUUGACCCAUAUUACUCUACGACGAUCCUUGCCCGACUAUAGUACUGAAACUA